AUGACGGUCAUCUCUAGCCGAGAGACAGUUCAUGCUAAAGUCGAAUUCCACUUCAAAAAUCCCUUUGAGUGCUCUUUGUCUAGUGAUUUGUUCUCGCAGUUCUCUAGCGCCUCAAUUGCUGAAGAUGAACUUAUCAAUGGUCAAGGUAGCCUGUACGUCAAUGUGAAGCUUGUCGGCUACGACAGGUUCCCACAGGCUAAGAUUUUCCAAUGCCAUUGUGAUUACAAUAUGGGACUAGAGACCGUGAAGCUUCCUGGGUCUUUGUUUGGAAUUCAGGACGGAUUACCGACAGUGGACAGGUGCGAAAUAUGGGCGCUGGAUGGCCCUUUGAAGAGUUUGACAUGCAUGGUUCUAGCAAUACGCCCGUCACUCUUUAAGAAACUUUCUCAGUUAUCAGACUGGGGUCAAAAGCUCGAUUUUCUCAAGUUGAAGUGCAACUUGAACGAGUCUCGAGUAUAUCAUGAAGGAGAUAUCUUGUGGACCUCCUUCUGCAGGAUCAGUGAUUGCUUACCUGACACGCAAGGUUUUAUCGGCUUUGCAAGCACAAAGAUUGUUCUACAUAGCGAUGAGAGCUUUUGCAGCGAUCGAUCGCAUUUAGAUGAAAAGAAUUUGAGUAACCUUCAUCUUCUUUCUCCAAACAACAUGUCUAUUCAACUUCGGGGACUAAAUCAUCCGGUUCCCGAACGAAUGCUCCGUCCUACUCCUGGCAAGCUGGAUGACGAUAGCAUGUUUGUCUUCGCUCAAUACCAAACCCUUCUGUAUCUUGGAGUCACCAGCGGCUCUCACGUUUUGAUAAAAGCUAACGGAAUAACACGGGUGGUCAAAGUGUUUCUACUUCUAGAACCAAACGACUUCGAGAAAGCGGCGUUGUUUGCUGGCCCGCGCCUGAUAGCCAGCAUUGGGCCAGUCAGUGAAGUUUCCUUAGAAAAUUGGACUGAGAGUUUGCAGCAGAUUCCAUUAGCAACUUCUGUGUCUGUUGCUCGUGUUCUAAGCUGGAAUAAUUGCCAAAAGGCAUUCGAAACUGUGAUUUUGAACAACCUUACUCAAUUUCUUACCAAGAAAAAUCGCAUUUUACACUCAGGGGAUGUUAUACCUAUUACCUUUGACAGUAAUCAGGCCCCCUUUUUUACAGAAUUGCAGCUAUCGAGAGAACUGGAAGGUUUGAAUGAUUCUUUAGCAUGGUUUAGCAUCGAAAAAGUCCGCACUGAAGAUUCGCAAAUAUACGACGGUCCUUUCAUGAUAGACAGUAAGCAUACGACUUUAGUGACGGAAAAACUAAAGCCAAUGCAACCAUUAAAAUCUUCCUACUCCGAUUUCUUAUCUUACCAUGGUCUUGAGAGACCCUUUAUAUUUGAUGAAUCGGCCUUUCCAUACGCAAAGAAAUUUACAGACAUCAUAGCUGUAGGAGCUAGGCAAGUCAUCAAGGCUGCGAGUCCUGGAACUGCCAUCCUUUUGCAUUCUUCCACACCGAGUGUGGGGAAGACGACGCUAGUCAGGUCCAGCUGCUAUGCUCAAGGGUUAGAGCUUUUCGAAGUUGACUGCGUAUCAUUAAGCUCUAGGUCGAACAAUGCGAACAACAUGAAUAAUGUUUUAGGAUACCUUAAGGCUAAAAUCGAGCCCCUGACUCUUUUCAAGAGCCAGUCUAUUGUUUACCUCUCUCACAUCGAUUCAAUACUAGAGGGAGAGCAUGGCCACCAGGGAGCCGAAUAUCAAGUUAGAAAAUUGUUCGCUUUGGAGUUUGUGAAGUUCGUCGAAGAGCUAACGCAACACGGUAGUGGCUUAACUGUGGUGUUCUCAGCCAAUGACGUAGACAGCUUACCCGACAGCGUUCGUGCCAUUUUCCGAUUUGAAAUAUUCGUGCCUGUCCCGGAUGAAAGACAAAGGAAACAUAUCUUUGAGUGGUACCUGUCGAAGGAGAGGUUAAAUCUCAAUAUUUUUAACAAAUUUGAAUUCGAAGUCAAAGGCGGCUCCACAAAACAACAGUUGGCUUUAAAGUCUGCUGGUCUGACACCUUUGGACAUAAAAUCCGUUGUACUCACUGCCAGGGCCAGUGCAGCACGUAGGAAAAUGGACAGUAAACAUUCCAUUUUUAUGAACGAAAAGAAAAUCAUUAACGAAGAGGAUCUCUUAGGGGCCAUCGAAAUUUCACGAGAUGAAUUUUCUGACGCAAUUGGUGCGCCUAAAAUCCCUAGUGUGCAGUGGGCAGAUAUUGGCGGAAUGGACAUUGUUAAGGGAGAAAUUAUGGACACCAUAGAAUUACCUUUGAAACAUCCAGAGUUAUUUUCCUCGGGUAUGAAAAAGAGAAGUGGUAUUUUAUUUUACGGUCCACCAGGAACGGGCAAAACGUUGCUAGCGAAAGCCAUAGCGACCAAUUUUUCGCUCAACUUUUUCAGUGUUAAAGGACCUGAGUUACUGAACAUGUAUAUCGGAGAAUCUGAAGCUAAUGUUCGCCGUGUAUUCGAAAAAGCGCGUGACGCAAAACCAUGUGUUAUCUUUUUUGAUGAGCUUGACUCUGUCGCACCAAAAAGAGGAAAUCAAGGCGAUUCUGGCGGGGUGAUGGACAGAAUAGUCUCUCAACUUCUGGCGGAACUGGAUGGCAUGAGCUCUGGCGGCGAUGGAGUUUUUGUUAUAGGUGCGACCAAUAGGCCCGAUUUACUUGAUGAGGCCCUGCUGAGGCCAGGAAGAUUUGACAAGUUGUUAUAUUUGGGAAUUUCUGAUACUAACGAAAAGCAAGCAAAUAUUUUACAAGCGCUCACAAGAAAGAUGAUUCUUUCCCCAACUGUUGAUUUCAUAGAGAUCAGCAAAAAUUGUCCCUUUUCCUACACGGGCGCAGACUUUUACGCUCUUUGUUCGGAUGCUAUGUUGAAAUCCAUGCUGCGAAAAUCGAAAGAGGCAGAUGACAAACUGCAGAAAUAUAAUUUCACUGCUGAAAAGAAACUUACACUGAGCCAGUGGUUUGACAAGGUUGCCACUACUCAAGAUUUAACUGUGGAAGUGAACAUGGAAGAUUUCUCGGUGGCACAACGCGAGUUGAUCCCGAGCGUAUCUCAAGAGGAACUCGAUCACUAUCUAAGAGUAAAGCAUGCGUUCGAGAGGGAUAAUUAA
Molecule: messenger RNA, 3105 nt
Organism: Lachancea mirantina
Lineage: Eukaryota; Fungi; Ascomycota; Saccharomycetes; Saccharomycetales; Saccharomycetaceae
Source: the annotation of a GenBank genome assembly